Pleuronectes platessa (European plaice) is the source of this 2005-nucleotide messenger RNA. RefSeq names its product matrix AAA peptidase interacting protein 1 (gene maip1). Gene Ontology annotation, cellular component: mitochondrial inner membrane. NCBI's taxonomy places the organism in Eukaryota, Metazoa, Chordata, Actinopteri, Pleuronectiformes, Pleuronectidae. The record is from RefSeq and is a predicted model, not a curated record. The transcript is spliced from 5 exons. The coding region runs from base 403 to 1140 and encodes 245 amino acids. Gene Ontology annotation, molecular function: ribosome binding. Gene Ontology annotation, biological process: inner mitochondrial membrane organization; protein insertion into mitochondrial inner membrane from matrix.
AUAAAACGUCGAAACAGGAAAUGAAGACGCAGCCACGGAGGAAGCAGCUGUUACCUCUGGACAGAUGUCUCGCAGGAAGACGUCCCUGUCCACCUGUGUGAAUAUGGACACCGGUGUCCUCUCCUGCUCCUCCAUGUCCCAGCUGUCCGGGGUAAACACCGAGUGUUACACUCCUAGUGGUCCCCCCAGAAACAAAAUAAAACAACAAGACAAUGUCCGGAGCUUAAAUGAUCAGAGAGUAUUACUCAUUACAAAAAAAAACACUAAAAGUUUGAUUCGUGUUAAAAAACAUCAGUGUCUCCGCGAGCUGCUGCGUCACUAUCUGUGUUUUUAAACUGUUGCACUCGUUCCGUUCCGGAAGAAACAAGCGCUCGGAGGACAAGAGUUCCGAGGCAUUCCAAGAUGGCGCUGCCCAUGUUGAGAGGUUGUUGCAGGGUUCCGUCCCCGUUCAGCCUCGCUCGUCUGCUUCUAAAUGAACGUGUCCUCCCGCUCCGCUCCGGGAACACGCGGCCGCCUCCCCCCGCGGCUGCCGGGGCCCCGCUGCGGGCCUACAGCUCGGACCGGGGCGGGGACAGGCAGAACCAGAAGGUGGUGGUUGUCGGGAUCCCCAACCCCCUCAUCUGGCUCCGCACCCGGGUCUACUACUUCCUGAUCCGGGCCUACUUUGACAAGGAGUUCCGCAUCGAGGAGUUCACGGAGGGAGCGAAGCAGGCUUUCUCCCACGUGUCCAGGCUCCUGUCCCGGUGUCAGUUCGAGGCUCUGGAGGGACUCGUGGCCGAAGACUUGAUUGGGAAGCUGAAGGAGAAGUGCAGCCUGCUGCCACUGAGCAGCCAGAAAGCCCUCUCUGCAGGUCCUGAUCAGAUCAUGUACACAACACCCGGAGACGUGGGGAUCCACUACGACGACAAUGGAAGGAAGUUUGUCAGUAUCCUGAUGCGCUUCUGGUACCUGACCAGCGCGCAGCUUCCUGAAGACACCAUGGAGGGAGCUCGUAUCUUCCAGGUGUCCAUCGGUGGAGAAGGAGAAGCGGAGACGAAAAGACUGCUCACUGCAAUUUAUGAAUUCCAGAGGGAGUUCACUAAAGGAGUUCCACCGGACUGGACCAUCACGAGGAUAGAGCACUCCAAGCUUUUGGAUUAAGCUGGUUUUCGAUUCCAGGCAGAUGUUCCAUUGGAAACUAGUCAAAGAAAAGAGAUUCUCCUCAGCAUUUGGUUUCUGAAAUUGAGAGAUGAGAUGAGCUCAAAUUACCAGAGAGGAACAUAAGACAUGGGAGGUCAGAGAAAAGCACCAGGACUUGGAUUCAGUCACUAUUCUCCAGGAUGCUCUCCACACCUGUCUGCAGUUUGUCAGUGUUUCUGAUUGUGUUCUCCACAAUCCCUUAUAUCCCAGAAACUAAUGACUAGAGCUUGAUCAGAUCUGUGAACUGUUGCUUUGGGAAUCUAAUCAUAGCCUUAUUUGAACUAUUAUACUAAUGCCAGAAAGACGGAGUUCCACAGGGAUGUCAGGUGAUCCCAAAAACCACAUCCUGAUUGUCUGGAACCUGGUGAGAUGACAUCUGUCCCCUCAUCUGCGUUUCUUCUCUUUAAUGUCUCCAGGUUCAUGUAUAUAGAGCCAGAUCAUCACAUGAUAUCUCAGGACACUUCUCACAUAGAGCGGGUUCACGCUGAGGAUUUCACAAUCAUACUAACAGACCCAGAAACUCUCACAAUGAGCGAGAGAGAAAGUUCAGAGGCAGCGACCUCGAGCUGUCGAAGAUCUGCUGCUGCAAACACUUUCAUUUCAAUACAUAAUAUAUGUAUGGUUGUGUGUUACAAUUUGUGUCCAAUGUUCCCAACACAAUACUGUCUUGCGUUGUCGGUUCCUGCUGCGUUCAGUGGACUGAGCUACAUGCAGUGUGUGUACCGCUUGUUGUCUGUAGUGGUUCAGGCAGCUGCAGAAAACCAUUGAUUUGUUUUAUUAAAGGUUUGAGGAAUGUAUGUUGUGUUACUGGAAACUGGCAAGAAAA